AUGGCAAUCCUUCUGACUCUAUUCCUAUUACUUCUAUCACCCAUACCAUGUUUCCCACAAGAAACCACCACCCUGCCUCCUCUGAUCUACAAAAUGGUGAGUGUCUGGGGAGCUCCUGACCCGGAGACCAGUUUCCCGAUGGUCUAUUCAACGGGAGUUUCAUGGGACGAUUGCAUUCAACUGUGUUAUAAUGAACCUCUGUGUGCUAUGGUCUAUGGGAAUAGUUCAUUGAUUUGUGUUCAAUAUUAUAUUGGAGAUGUUUCAAUAGUAAGGAAUGACAAGGAAGAGUCGGGUGCUGUGGAGAAGGUUUCGUUCAAAAUCGAAGCAACCACAGAAGAACAAAAACUGUGUACCUCACUGGAUAAGGUGUUGAAAGAAGCAGUGACUACUGUUCGAGGAAGUUUUGUAAACAGUUAUAAGGUUGUCAUUUCGAAUGACUUGUAUACAAUUUCUAAUGAAAAUAUAUUACUAACCACUGAUGAGUAUUCAUUCGGACCGCAAGCUCCGUGUGAUGAAAAGAUUCAAAAAGCGAUAAUUGGCUUCCGUGGAACUCUUAUACAACGCACGAAAGAUAUGGAACCAGUGAAGGUGCAAUCAUGGUUUGGUUGUUUGGCCAAGUGUUUUUAUGUUAAUUGGUGUUUUAUUGCUGAAAUGAGUGAAGCCAAGAACUGUUACAUUUAUACACCUGAUAAAGUCACGGAGUUGCGGCAAUCUGCGGAUUUCAGUAUCAAACAGAUUUCGGAGGAUAAUGCUUAUUUGGCGAUGAAGUACGUUCCAAAUGGUCUUUGCCCACUGACUGUUGAGGAUAUGUUCACGAAAAGCCAAAUGAGACAGUUCAACUUUCAUAAUAUAUACACAUUGUUCCAUCUUCAACCAAAUGCUGGCAAUACAAAAAUCGAACCUGACCUGGGUACAGUAACUUGUAAACAGGACAAUGCCUUGAAGAUAACUGGAAUCGCAGGAUGUUACAGGGUUUUCAACGUCCCAACCACUCACGACCAAGCGGUUGCUCAGUGCGCAAUGAUUAAGGGUGACGGAUUGAUGACGAUUCCAGAUACUGAUAGGUUGUAUGAAGUUAUAGCUUCGUCAGAAACUUUAGGAUUUGAGUCAGAUUUCACGCAUGUUGGCUUGACAAGAUCCACGGCGGAUAGUGUGAGUCUUGUUCUAGACAACACUUAG
Messenger RNA from Caenorhabditis remanei, 1179 nucleotides. RefSeq lists its product as uncharacterized. NCBI's taxonomy places the organism in Eukaryota, Metazoa, Nematoda, Chromadorea, Rhabditida, Rhabditidae. The record is from RefSeq and is a predicted model, not a curated record. The coding region runs from base 1 to 1179 and encodes 392 amino acids. The transcript is spliced from 6 exons.